UCUCUCAAUAACCUUCUGUUCAACUUGGAGUACCGUGGUUCAGCAACUGAACAGAUGGAUAAUGGAGACUGGGGCUAUAUGGGUGAAAAAGUCUUAAGACUUGUUCAGCUGAUUUGCUGUUAUUCUUGAAUGAGAUUUUGAAAGCGAGGAGCACUGAUGGACCUCAUUCACAUAAACUUGUUCUUCAGGAAAUGUCUCUGAUUUCAUUUCCUCAUCUGUAAAAUAUGAAAAAACUUGUUCCUCAAGUGCAAAAGUGCCUUCUAUGACAGUAGCCCUGUUAAGAUUUCUAAAGCAUUCUCAAAAUGUGCUUUCUAAAUGUUGUUAUCCUGUCAGCUGUGCCUUGUUGCUAGGCUUGGAUUUGUUCAGGUUUAAACAUCACUGAAAGACUUCAAAUGGGAGAAGUGAGGUUCCUUCCAGAGCCACCAGUUCUCAAGCAGUAUUUGCCAUGUGCCUUGGUGAACCUUCUUGUCGUGGCUUGAUAAACUCUGCGAUUUCUCUCUUUCUAGAUGACUGAUCCAGUCACGCUAAAUGUGGGUGGACACAUGUACACGACAUCCCUCACAACUCUCACCAGAUAUCCUGACUCAAUGCUUGGGGCCAUGUUCAGGGGAGACUUCCCCACUGCCAGGGACUCUCAGGGCAAUUACUUCAUUGACAGAGACGGACCACUUUUCCGUUACGUUCUUAACUUCUUAAGGACCUCAGAGCUAACUUUGCCACUGGACUUCAAGGAGUUCGACCUACUUCGGAAGGAGGCGGACUUCUAUCAGAUUGAACCUCUGAUUCAGUGUCUCAACGACCCCAAGCCUCUGUAUCCUGUGGAUACCUUUGAGGAGGUGGUGGAGCUUUCCAGCACCCGCAAGCUGUCCAAGUACUCCAACCCGGUGGCUGUGAUCAUCACGCAGCUCACCAUCACAACGAAAGUCCAUUCGUUACUGGAAGGCAUUUCAAACCACUUCACGAAGUGGAAUAAGCAUAUGAUGGACACCAGGGACUGCCAGGUUUCCUUCACUUUUGGGCCAUGCGAUUACCACCAGGAAGUGUCUCUCAGAGUGCAUCUUAUGGAGUACAUCACAAAGCAAGGCUUCACGAUCAGGAAUACCAGAGUUCAUCACAUGAGUGAGCGUGCCAAUGAAAACACAGUGGAGCACAACUGGACUUUUUGUAGACUGGCACGAAAAACAGAUGACUGACUCUGACUCCACAGGAGCCGUUUCAGUUAUUAGUGACUUAAUUGAACAGUAAAGCCAAGAGAGUCUGGAUUUUGGCUGACGUAACACUGCGGGCUUUUUUUUUUUUUAUAUAUAUAUAUAUGAGUAUUUAUUGUUUAUCAUUAAGGACUGGAGAAGUUUCAUUCUCUAGCAGUUCUGUCCUUUCAUCCAGAAUAAAAACAUGCAUGUGCCUGUUCAGUCAAGACACCUUUUUGUUUGAAAGAGGGAGUCCGAAGAAUUAGUGCAGGAGGGUAUUUUGUGUCAUUAACACAAUUCCGACGCAACUUAAAGUGCUAAAAUUACCUCAGUUUAAAUGGUUUCUAAUCCAUCUAACCCUGUGCCACUGGGAGCAAGAAACAAACGGAAUCUAAGAGGCAGAUGGCGAAAGGCUGCUAUCACAUAGACUAAUUUAGCUUCUAAAUCAAUAAACAGUAUUGUGAUAUUCUAGGAAAAAAAAUCCCACCCUUUAAAAGUACUUGAUAAGUACAGUUUCGUACAGUUAUGACAACUGUUUCUUUCUAUGCAUAUAAAUCAAGCAACCAAAUACUAUCUGUAGCCAUGGAAAUAUGAUUAGAAAUAUUUAUAUUGGAUUCUGAAUGCAAAAUGUCCCUGUGGUAGAAUUCAUAUUUUUAAUGCCUGGUGCAAUAUUAUUCCCAAGUGUAAUGCCUGCCAGCAAGAAGCUAAUAAAAAUGUGAAAUAUAGAAUACUAUCUUGUAUUUUUUGUCUUCUAGAACUCUAAUACUUAAUAAAAACCCCAAAGGCUGUUUUUCAGCGCUGCAGAAUAGCACAGAUGCUUUGCUAGGGCUCCAUUCUCUUUCACUACUGACAUACUUUGUUCCUUUUUGUCUUAACUAAUUGAUCAAGCUGUCCUCAUCACAGGAAAACAAAAGUGUUUGGAAAACGAGGCAUUUUGACCAACAGAGGGAUGGCAAGGAUUCGCACUUUCUGUAGAGAUAAAGGGAACACAACACCUAAAAAUACUUGUAGCUGCAUUGUUAUCCCAUUUUAAUGAUCUAUCUGAUAGCUGCUUAUAUCACAUACGGAUUUUUAUAUAUGUAAUACAAAUAAGAUUCUGUGUCUUUAACUA
Messenger RNA from Tympanuchus pallidicinctus (lesser prairie-chicken), 2298 nucleotides. RefSeq names its product potassium channel tetramerization domain containing 6 (gene KCTD6). Bases 507 to 1193 code for a protein of 228 amino acids. NCBI's taxonomy places the organism in Eukaryota, Metazoa, Chordata, Aves, Galliformes, Phasianidae. Gene Ontology annotation, biological process: protein homooligomerization. The record is from RefSeq and is a predicted model, not a curated record. Gene Ontology annotation, molecular function: protein binding. The transcript is spliced from 2 exons.